ACAAACUCCGCCACUCUCCACAGCACAGGCGGUCGUGUUGCCGCCUACUGACCAGACAACCUCAUCGACAGAGGAGGUGUAGGCUAUAUGUGGACCUCUGUCUGCUCUUCAUUCAGACAUACCGGCGGAAAAUACUAUCUGUAGAAAAUUUGAAUGGGGUGACUAUAGGGUUCCAGCGCUUUCCAAAGUAGCCUCUAUAGCAGUGACGCGUGCGGUCUGGGAUAGGAAUGACUAAAACAUCAGAAGCGAGACGAAACAGCCUACAUACCUUGUUGGAUUAACAACAUUAAUAGACUAAACUUGCAACAGGACAGUCGGGCAGGAGACUGAAAACAUUCCAGGCUGACUGGCUGUCUGUCAUGAAGAAGCGAGCCAAUGAGGUGUUGGAGCCGGAUGAGCCUCUGUGCUGCUGUGAGUUUGUGGACCUUCAGGGGGGGCGGAGCCAUGUGGCAGCCUGCUGCUGUGACUGUGAGGACCUGGACGAUGCCUGUGACAGAUGGCUGAAGAAAGAGCCCCAGAAGGCAGAUUCACUGUCCCGUCUGGUUACCAUGGUGAGCGACCGCCUCCGUGUUCCCUGGUUCUGGGGCGGAGCCCGGCGUGUUGAUCUAUCGGUGCUGCCCCCGAUGCUCCUACUUCCUGUCCUCCUACACAUCGCAGCCCUUCACUUCCUGUUGGGCAUGGUGGUUCUGACUGCUCUACCGGUACUGGUUCUAUGGUACUACUACGUCACCCACCGUAAGAAGGGCCGGACUCUGUUCUUCCUCAGCCUGGCCCUGUUCUCCCUGGGCUACAUGUACUACCUCUUCCUCACCGAGGUCUUCCCCAGGGGGGGUGUAGGGCUGACCCAGCUGGGUACAGUGACCCUGGGGGUGGCCCUCACUCUGGCCUCACUCAUCCACACCAAGAGAGAGCCCGGCUACGUACGGCCUCACACGGCCGACGUCCACAGCACGGUGACCUAUCACAGCUCACCUCCGGACAGAGACCCCGCCCACACCAGCCUCAACGGGGUUGGGCAGGAAGUAGUGCUAGCCAAUCGAGGGAGUGGGUCGGAGCAGCAGGGCCAAGGGGUGGAGCAGAGGGAGAGUGGGCGGAGCAGGAAGUGGUGCUCUCUGUGCAGGGUGGUGCGGCCCCCCAGAGCGGGACACUGCAGGAUCUGUGGUGUCUGUGUCCUGAGGCUGGACCACCACUGUGUCUGUACUGUGUAUUGUCUGUCUGUCUGUGUGUCGUGUCCGUCAUGUCGCCACUGUGGCAGGAUAAACAGUUGUGUGGGCCAGGCCAAUCACUGCAGCUUCCUGUCGACACUCCUCCUCUUUCUGUUGACCUCUCUGUAUGGAAUCAGUCUGGUGCUGCGCAGCGUGUGUCCCCAACAGAACCUGCUCAGCGCCCUGCUCUACUGCCCAGGCGUCUACAAUCAGUACAGCUCGGCACUGUGUUUCACCUGUGCGUGGUACAGCAGCAUAGUGACGGGUGGCCUGCUACACCUUCUGGUCCUGCAGCUCAUCAACGUCAGCUACAACGUGACGGAGCGAGAGGUGCGCACCGCCCUCCGAGACAAGACCGCCCGCAGCCACUACUGGGGCCUCGUCGUAGACACGGGAGUCUACUCACAUGGUUUCCGUGGCAACUGGGCAGAGUUCCUGACAAUGGGAGAAGGCCUGCACACACCCUCACCCAGUCUCACUGACUUGGUGUAGCUGAGCUGCUCAUCAUCGUCAUUACAUCUUUAGAAGUGAUUGAUCAAUUGGACGAUCCAGGUAGAAGUUGCCCACAGAAACAGAUCUAGGAUCAUUUUACCCUCAUACCACAGGAGGCUGCUGAGGGGAGUGCGGCUUAUAAUAAUGGCUGUAACGGUGCAUAUGGAAUGGCAUCAAACACGUGGAAACCAUGUGUUUGAUGUAUUUGAUACCAUUCCACUAAUGCUGCUCCAUCCAUUACGACGAGCCCGUCCUCUCCAAUUAAGGUGCCACCAACCUCCUGUGCCUCAAAGAAUCCUGACUUGAACCGUUAGGGGGAAGAACACAAGACAGACCUUGGGUCAGUGUCUAGGGGUAACUUCACCCUCAGUGAUAUGGGCUAUAGUUGAAGGAUGCAUCUGAUGUACUGUCUUUCACCAACAGAUGGCAGCAUAUCUCCACACCUCAGACUUCUGACUGCCAUCACCUUCUCUCCCCAGUUGUCCCAAAUAUGUAUAUAUACACUAGAUAACUGACAGGAGGCACUGUAUUGAAGCACCUCCAUCUUGGCACUGCCCCACCGUUGUAAAAAAUAUUUUGGAAACUAUAGAAAUGCAUUUACCAAAUGUCUACAUUAGUUUUUGCAACGUUUAUUCUGUUACAGACGCCUUAAUGCAGCAUUUCCCAAACUCGGUCAUCAGGAACCCAACGUGUGCAUGUUUGGGUUUUUGCUCUAACACUACACAGCUGAUUCAAAUGAUCAAAGCUUGAUGAUUAGUUGAGUAUUUGAAUCAGCUGUGUAAUGCUACGGCAAAAAACAAAAUGUGCCCCCCUUAGGAUCCCGAGGACCAAGUUUGGGAAACCCUGCUAAUAAAUUACACUGAAGAAAAACAUAAACGCAGCAUGUAAAGUGUUGGUCCCAUGUUUCAUGAGCUGAAAUAAAAAAAAUCCCAGACAUUUUCCAAACGCACAAAAAGCA
Molecule: messenger RNA, 2655 nt
Organism: Oncorhynchus nerka (sockeye salmon)
Lineage: Eukaryota; Metazoa; Chordata; Actinopteri; Salmoniformes; Salmonidae
Product: palmitoyltransferase ZDHHC23-B-like
Exons: 5
Coding region: 360-1697 (445 amino acids)
Biological process (GO): protein targeting to membrane; peptidyl-L-cysteine S-palmitoylation
Cellular component (GO): Golgi apparatus; endoplasmic reticulum
Molecular function (GO): protein-cysteine S-palmitoyltransferase activity
Source: RefSeq, a predicted model, not a curated record